UUCGUGAUUUUAUUAACACCGUGACGGAUGACCCGACUCGACAUGGCUUAUCUAACUACGUUGAGAUCUAAACCGAGCUUAAUAUCUUCGACGAAGACGGCUUCUACUGUUCGGAUAUCAUCGUCGAGCCUAUUCGGGCGCGAAUUCGUGCCUAUCUGACCUAAGAGCAACGGGAAUUGUUUAUCCCUGACGCUUUCUUCUACGCGGACGGCCGCUUUCCCACCGCCCGGUCCGUAGACGACACUUUGGACAUCAACGUCCAGGCACUCAGUUUGAUGAGGCAUCCGGGUGGCGUCACGAACUUCGACGAGUACCGCCAACGUUUGCCAGAAUAAUGGUGUCCAAUGGUAACCGUCGUCGGUUCCGUAUCGUCUCGUAACGACAACUCCUUGGAUCCAACCCACGCUCGCCGCUUCAUGAUUGAAACUUCCGUAUAUGACGCCUCCAACGCCGCACCUGUUCCGUAUUCCAUGGCCUGCUUCUUGGAGGAUUCUAAACGUUGGCAAAAGGUGAAGAUCCCUCAAGCAGGAACGUUCCUCACCCUCACCGCAAAAGUCGUGGGUCGCACAACUGACACGAACCUUCUCGCCCUCCGAGUCCUGGAUCUCGCCUACUUGCCAAAACUUGCGUCCGCCGCACCCACGACGACCCCGACCACUUCCUCACCGUCGAAACGACCAAAUCGUUGGAUUGCCCGACCCACUCCGUCGACACCGUCGAAGAAACCGCACCGUAUGGGGCAGGUCGCUGGAAUACCAUCGCCAUCGGACUCGAGCCUACAUGAAAUCUAUCCACAGCACCCAGACCACAUCACAGACUCGCAAUCAACUCCUACUUCUCCCUCUACUACAGCGCACCCGGAAGGCUUCUCAAAUAUGUCGGUUCCACCAUCGAACUCUAACAGCGGAUCUCGGCCACAUCGUAACCGUCAUCCCCCUAAAAAAUUUGAAGCACCUGACUAGCCAAAAACCAUCCCUCACACAACACAGUAGCGAUCACACGACAAGAAUCAGAGGGAUUUGGUUACAAACAUAAUGCGUGAAUCCUUUUCUCUUUUAUUACCUUUCGAACGAUAGCUUCAGCCGCAUGACAUUGCAACACAAUGACCACGUAAUAUGACUUUGCUUAUUCCCAGAGUAUCGUGCCUUGCACUAAUUGGUCAACCAACGAAUAAGGGAGGAGUAGUAUAUGGAUGGUUAAGAGACAUAUGUAUUACACGAUCUUUUCAUCAGUUUGUUUCUUUCCUUCUUCCCCCUUUCCUGUAGCUUGACUUUGCCGAGU
Eremomyces bilateralis CBS 781.70 is the source of this 1281-nucleotide messenger RNA. RefSeq lists its product as uncharacterized. The record is from RefSeq and is a predicted model, not a curated record. The transcript is spliced from 2 exons. Lineage: Eukaryota; Fungi; Ascomycota; Dothideomycetes; Eremomycetales; Eremomycetaceae. Bases 345 to 962 code for a protein of 205 amino acids.